GUCGUCGUCUCACUCACCCCGCCUUCACGCCUCCCUCACCAAAUAAGGUCCCGCCCUUUUCCGACAUUCACAGGGGGGACAGGAAAUCAGCGGCCAUGGCCUCGAUUCCGGCGACGACCUUCGCCGUCAUCUUAUCCGUCCUCUUCUGUGCCGCGGCUGGCACCGCCGUCGACAACGACCUCCCCGACUACGUCAUCCAGGGCCGCGUCUAUUGCGACACCUGCCGCGCCGGGUUCGUGACCAAUGUCACCGAGUACAUCGCGGGCGCCAAGGUGAGGCUGGAGUGCAAGCACUUCGGCACCGGCAAGCUCGAGCGCUCCAUCGACGGGGUGACCGACGGGAACGGCACGUACACGAUCGAGCUCAAGGACAGCCACGAGGAGGACAUCUGCGAGGUGGUCUUGGUGGAGAGCCCGCGCAAGGACUGCGACCAGGUGCAGGCGGACAGGGACCGCGCCGGCGUCCUGCUCACCAGGAACGUCGGCAUCAGCGACAACCUGCGCCCCGCCAACCCGCUCGGCUACCUCAAGGACGUGCCGCUGCCCAUCUGCGCCUCGCUGCUCAAACAGUUGGACUCGGACGACGACGACGAUCAGUAAUAGCACAUCGACGACGACGAUCGAUAUGUAAUAGCACGUCGUCGACGACCGACCGCAGUCGUCGCAGACUGGCUGGCACUAAACCACAAAUCCUCUUCACCUGGAUUACAAAUAUGUAACUGAGAAAGGAAAGGAAAACAAAAAUGUAACUGCGUGGCUGUACCAAAUUCUGAGUGC
Molecule: messenger RNA, 776 nt
Organism: Zea mays
Lineage: Eukaryota; Viridiplantae; Streptophyta; Magnoliopsida; Poales; Poaceae
Exons: 1
Coding region: 96-599 (167 amino acids)
Source: RefSeq, marked validated